GUCAGUUCUCACUCCUUGUCGGCUGGUGGCGGUAAUUCACCUUUAGUCGUUUGCCAACCGUAAAUAAAACCCACCUGAAGGAAGAAGACGGAAGAAAAUCUCUCGUUCGUUUUUAUUCCGUAUUUAUCUCGCCGUUUGUCCGUGUGAUCUGUCCGUGUUUUUUGUGCGUAAUCUGAUCGUAUUUGUCGGGUCUCAUGGGUCACGCGCUGCUGGGGAACGAGCCGCAGGAGGCGCUGGAUUAUUCUGUGCACGAGGCGUGGAACGAGGCGACAAACGUGUAUCUGCUGGUGAUUCUGGUGAGCUUCGGUCUGCUCAUCUACGCCAAAAAGUACGUGCAAAAAAACAACAACAAAAAAAGAAACAAAAAAACAAAACAAAAAAAACAAAACACGAGAAACGCACGAAAAAAGGGACAGAUUCCAGAUUUAGACCUGGUCAGGACCCGGUUUAUUGUGGAACAUUCUAGAAGAACACGUCAAACACAGAGGACACAGAAUAAAGACACAGUUUGGGACAUUUUCUUUUUUUUUUUUUCCUUUUCUAAAUCCUCUUUUUGUUUUGUUGUUUUUUCAGCUCGUAAAUACGAUCAGCAGCAGCAGCAGCAGCAGCAGCAGAACCAGACCGACAGCGUCCAACUCUCCAUGGAAUAAAAACAAACACACAGUUUCAAUAUUUUUAGUUUUGGUUUUUUUUUGUUGUUGUAAAUACUGGACUCUUAUUCUGAAAGAGCCGCUUUAUUUUGACGAGGAGGAAGAGUUUUAUUGUGAAAAGCCGCGUCCUCGUCGUCAGUUUUUAGUGUUUGAGUUUGUGGUGAAAAUGAAGUUGGGCGUUUGGACGGAGGAG
Messenger RNA from Boleophthalmus pectinirostris (great blue-spotted mudskipper), 843 nucleotides. RefSeq names its product small integral membrane protein 19 (gene smim19). Bases 195 to 650 code for a protein of 151 amino acids. The record is from RefSeq and is a predicted model, not a curated record. The transcript is spliced from 2 exons. NCBI's taxonomy places the organism in Eukaryota, Metazoa, Chordata, Actinopteri, Gobiiformes, Gobiidae.